This is a messenger RNA of Arachis duranensis, 996 nucleotides long. Its product is annotated as ras-related protein Rab7. NCBI's taxonomy places the organism in Eukaryota, Viridiplantae, Streptophyta, Magnoliopsida, Fabales, Fabaceae. The transcript is spliced from 7 exons. Gene Ontology annotation, molecular function: GTP binding; GTPase activity. Gene Ontology annotation, cellular component: vacuolar membrane. Bases 182 to 805 code for a protein of 207 amino acids. The record is from RefSeq and is a predicted model, not a curated record.
UAAUUCAGUAAUUGUAAUUGUAAUUAUAAUUGAAAUUGAAAUUUCUAUUCCUGUUCCUCUCUUCCACCUGUCUUUCAAAAACUCUUGUUCCACAAACACAAAACACAUCUCAAUCUCUGUGUUCCAAAUUCUCAUUUUUUUUCCAGCUGAAAACAAAGUUCCACAGAUUGUAUUUCGAUCCAUGGCAUCAAGACGGCGCAUGUUGUUAAAGGUCAUAAUCCUUGGAGAUAGCGGGGUUGGCAAAACAUCAUUGAUGAAUCAGUAUGUGAAUCGAAAGUUUAGUAAUCAGUAUAAGGCUACCAUUGGUGCGGAUUUUCUAACCAAGGAAGUUCAGUUUGAAGAUAGGUUGUUCACAUUGCAGAUUUGGGACACUGCUGGUCAAGAGCGCUUUCAGAGUCUCGGUGUGGCUUUCUAUCGGGGUGCAGACUGUUGUGUCCUUGUAUAUGAUGUAAAUGUCAUGAAAUCUUUUGAGAACCUUAAUCACUGGCGAGAAGAGUUUCUUAUUCAGGCUAGUCCAUCUGAUCCUGAAAACUUCCCAUUUGUUGUCUUGGGGAACAAAAUAGAUGUCGAUGGUGGAAACAGCCGAGUUAUCUCUGAGAAGAAAGCAAAGGCAUGGUGUGCUUCCAAGGGAAACAUUCCGUACUUCGAGACCUCUGCAAAAGAAGGAUUUAAUGUUGAAGCUGCUUUCCAGUGUAUAGCCAAGAAUGCACUCAAGAACGAACCUGAAGAAGAAAUGUACCUCCCUGACUCGAUCGAUGUUGGUGGUGGUGGUCGACAGCAGAGAUCCACAGGCUGUGAAUGUUAAGAGUAGAAUGUUCAAUCUGGAUCAGCUUUGCUUGGUGCCAUAGUACAAGACAUUGACAAAUUCAUUAUUAGUCAGCUAAAACAACAUUAGCAAUGUAAAACCAGGAACAAAUUCUCUGUCAUGUAUACUGAAUAUUAUUUGUGUAUUGUUGAGUUAUCAUAUUGAAGUGAAAUAUUUUAAUUUUGAUGUAA